This is a messenger RNA of Betta splendens (Siamese fighting fish), 1212 nucleotides long. RefSeq lists its product as uncharacterized. Gene Ontology annotation, molecular function: transmembrane signaling receptor activity. Gene Ontology annotation, biological process: cell surface receptor signaling pathway. Lineage: Eukaryota; Metazoa; Chordata; Actinopteri; Anabantiformes; Osphronemidae. The transcript is spliced from 5 exons. The record is from RefSeq and is a predicted model, not a curated record. Bases 108 to 1064 code for a protein of 318 amino acids.
GUGAAAGCAGCAGCUUCUCCUCCGCGUCGCUGUGUUGACACAUCGAGCUGCAGUCAGUGCAGAGGAAGUGUCUGAGGCGCUCACACGUCCAGUCGUCCUGAGGGAACAUGACGCCUCCAGCUGUGCCUCUGCUGCUCGGUGUGACUGUGCUGUGGAUGUGUGGACGGGCUGUUUCUGAAGUCUCUCUGAACCUCAGUCCGAACCGUCUCCAGUUCUUCAGUGGAGACUCUGUGUCUCUGAGCUGUGUUGAAGGUGGACAGACAGUUGAUGGGACGGUGAGAAGGACCAGAGGAGGAACCACUGACCGCUGUGGACCAGCCGGUUCUGACUUUGGCCUGUUCCAGGACUCCUCCUGUGUUCUGGACCUGUUGUCAUCCUACACUGGACUCUACUGGUGUGAAACCAGUUCUGGACGGAGCGACCGGGUCCAGAUCAGCGUGUUCCACAGAGAAGAGUUUCCUUUUAUUCUGGAGAUCCCUGCACAUCCUGUGACGGCAGGAAGUGAUGUCACUCUGCGCUGCAGAAACAAAGAUGGCUCCUUACGUGCAGCUUAUUUCCUCAAGAACAACGCAGCCACUGGAGACGGGCUCAAAGUCCAGGAGUUGAGCAUCAGAGCGGUCCAGCGGUCUGAUGAAGGCCUCUACUCCUGUUCUACAGACGUCUCUGAGCCGUCUCCUCAGAGCUGGCUGAGGGUCAGAGAUCCUACAGGAACCUCUGCUCCACCCUCCACCUCCUUCCGCUCUUCAGCUGUGACGGAUCCCUCCUGUCCUUCCUCAGCCCCCCCUCCCCCUCCUCCUCCUCCUCCCCCUCCUCCCUCUCCCCCUCCUCCUCCUCCUCCCCCUCCUCCCCCCUGUGUCUCUCCCCUCAGGCUCGUCCUCCACCUCCUGUCCUUCUCUCUCUACUGUUUCUGCACUGGCCUGUUGGUGUCCAUCUGCUGCAGCAGGAGGAUGGAGGACCAACUCGUCGUCUCCAUGACGACGAGUCGUGUGGGAGGUGCCAGUCUGGAGGAAGAGGACCAUUAUGUCCUCGUUCAUGGAGCUGAGGAGCAACUGGACCCACGCUGACAAAAAACCUAGUUUCUAAAGCUUUAAAAGUUUUAAACAUUUACUUUACGUUCUCCUCUGGAACUGUUUGCUGUUUGUAAAUUCAUUCAGUUUAUUUAUAGACGAUGUACAAAUGGCAACUGUAAAUAAAAUGUGUCAAACAUUUAAA